Messenger RNA from Recurvomyces mirabilis, 3168 nucleotides. RefSeq lists its product as uncharacterized. The record is from RefSeq and is a predicted model, not a curated record. Lineage: Eukaryota; Fungi; Ascomycota; Dothideomycetes; Mycosphaerellales; Teratosphaeriaceae. The transcript has 3 exons. The coding region runs from base 1 to 3168 and encodes 1055 amino acids.
AUGACUGACCAGCGGAUGCGCUUGGACGAUGAGCUUGAGCGCAUCAUACAUAGUCCUUAUCCUACUCAGCUGAAGUCUUUACGAGAUGUCUUGUACGAUGGCUAUACAAGACAUGCUAUUGAUAAAUCGCUCCAAAACAGGAUCUGCCAACUCGAUCAUCUGGCGGAAUGUCUUCUAGAAGGGCUGAAGACUUGGCCGUAUGUGCUGGAAAUCAUCACAUCGCUUUCAUCCAACGUUGCUUUUCGAGAUGCCCUACUUCGAUGCGAGCCCAGACUGCUGCCGGAUCUACUCAAUCGAGCGACCAGCGAAGGUGGACUAAAUGGCAAGUACAGCCAGCCCGCUGUGGCUCUACUAUCGCAUCCACUACCUGAUGAUCAUCCACUACCGGCAUCAGCACAAAUACUAUUUCUGCGCCUGAUUCAGUAUGCUACCCAGCAUCCCUCUGCAUCUGCACUCAGACCAGUUUGUGCGCUACUACGUGGCGUAUCGACGCUACUCGUGGGUCUGUUGUCGAGCGCAACGCUAUCAGAAUUCGAGGAGCAGCUGGGAGACGUACUACGAAGCAACCAUGUUCGUUCAGCUCCCGAAGCUGGCGAUCAACUUCGAACCCUCCACUGCCUAGCUAUCAUGCAGAAUAUCGUCGAAGGAUACAGUGAGCGACGUACAGCAAGUGCGAGCUUUUAUGAGACUCAGGAUCUGCUCGCUAGUACACAAACUAAUACGCCUUGCUGGUCACCCGAGAAUAUGCAAAACUUCUUUUGCAGCACGAAUAAGGCGCCAAAGACUGUGCAGCUGGUCGUGCUUCAAGCGAUAUGGGCUUGUCAAGCACAUGAUGUCUCUUAUGAUGACCGUAUGACCACACUGUCUCUCAGCAACCAUAUCAUGGCUGCUGUUCCUUCGGAUAUUAGAGAUGCUUGGUGUGCUUCGAAUCCCACGGUGGCCCAGAAGCUGCAGCAGAAAGUACUGGCCUGUCAGGAUAGUACACUAGAGCUUGUGGCUACCGCCUUUGUCUGUCGACUCUGUAAGCCAGUCAUGCUUCAGUCUUCUCUGGUCGAAGACAUCAGACAGACUUGUACGAAUCUAACAUUGCUGAAUCAAUUGAGUCGUCUGGACCUUGAGGAUGGCCUUGCUUGCUUUCUCCCGCUGCUUGAUCGUGAGACCAUUCAGGAAUUAUGCCGGCGGAUAUUGGAUGUCCUGGUGGGAGCAGACCAGACUGCUCUACACACCACCUUUCGGACUUGCCAGACUGUCGUGCGUGCGCUGUCUCAAUCGUAUCGAGAGGGUAGCGUCGUUGAAGAUGUAUCAUCCGAUAUAUUUCUCGAUGGCUUGACUGGACCAAAAGUGGAGGAGCUGCUAGCCAAUCUCAGCAGUAAGGCCUCAGCGCGACCAUCUGAGCAUUCCGCGAGAGCUUGCAAAAGAUCGCUAGACAUCGCCCACAAUGAAGCGUCUAGAGACUACGUCAGCUUGCUUCUGAAUUUGUCUAUCCACGUCUCGAAAGACGAGUACCACAUUGGCUCCACCAUGGAAUCACUAAUCCUGAUCCAUGCGCUCUCAGCAGAAGGAAGCAUACCGUGUCAUCACGCUCGAUAUACAGCUUCAGACCCUACAUCGCCCGUGGAACUUGCUCAGAACGAUGACUUACAACAGGACGGCCACCAAGACUGGCGGCAAGCAUUGAAAGACUACAGUACGUCGAACGCCCGGAAGGCCAUUCAGGGCUUGACGGAGCUGUUUGGUCGUGCUUGCAGUGAUCUAGAGGCACGGUGCGAGCACGUAGAACAACCAUUGGCUGAGGAGAUGAGUGCUCGCUUAGCGCUGCAAGAGGAAUCCGACGCAUUGCAACAAGCAUACGAUGAUCUCGAAGCCCAGCAUCUCGAUCGUAAGCUACAUCAAGAUGGCCUCGAGGCCGAGAAUAAUGAGUGCCGAGGAACACUGGAAGCUGCCCAAGACGAAAAUGAAGAGCUUCUUGGAAAAGUCUCCAGCUUACAGCGACAACUCAAAGAUAAUCAGGACGAUUUCAAAGAGCAGCUUGCCACGAUCAUGGCCACGAAGGAAUCCGCGGAGCUCGAGCGCGCGGCUGUGAGCGCAAAGAUGCAGGAGAAUCGUGAGGAGAUGCAAGAGCGAUCUGCAGAGUUCACUAGGCGUCUGACGGCGCAGAGCCUUGAACUUGAACAGCUGAGAGUCUGCAACGCAGCCGCAUCAGCAGCCAGAGACGAAGCUCGAGCUCGGACAGAAGCCAUGCAAUCGGAUCUCCACGAAAAGGAUGAGGAACUCCGGACUUCCGAGGUCGCACGUAUUGAAGCGGAGGCGCAUCGUAUACACCUAGAGUCCGACCUACAUGCCACAAACCAGGAUCUCGAGCAAGCCAAAGGCAGCCACGAGCGCGAGGUGGAAGCUAUGCGGGAAGUCGUCCGCCAGAACAGUAAAGCGGCUAAUGCAUCGCACAAUCACGCCUUGGACCGCAUGGCUUCGCAACAUGGAGGUGAGGUCGCUGGGCUGGAGGAGCGGGUUACUGAGGGUCUACAGCAGAUCAAGAAGCUAGAGAAGAACUGCAGGCAAAAGGAUGCCCAGAUUGCCGAAGCCAAUGCUCUGAGAGUCCAACUUCUUGCCACUCUUGGUGGAGGCGGCGGCGGCGGAGCUCGAACUCACCUACUACCACCAGAUACGCAGUCCCAGACGCAAAGUCAGACGCAAAUGAGCAUGCCAUAUCGGACGCGGAGUCCGACGAAGACGGAUAUGCGAGUCACGCAACAAGAUCAUAGCAUACUGCCUUUCUCACAGUCCUUUGACGGAGCGAUGGAUGAUGCAAACAGCCAGAUCUUCAACGAUGGCCAUGCAACAAUGCACACGUCCUUCGCAUCCACAGGCGACUCCUCCACUUCUGCUCAUAAUGCUGGACCAACGCCGAAGCGCGCGAGGCCGAGACGCAGCAUUAAGGCUUCUGUGCCGUCCACAACUGCACGGACGAGUAAAACAGUUGGUAUGAGUCGAGUGGCUAGUAGAAAGACUGGCUCAGCGGUACAGGACUCGACUAAACGAAAACCGCUUGGGGGGCUGCAUGUGAAUGUUUCACCGCGCAAAGAGAUGGGCGGAGACUGUCGCACACCGAGCAAGGGUGGCAGGCAGCUGGACAUACAGGGGUUCGGAGAUUCGAUGAUGGAUGAUUGA